AUGGCUUCCUCCCAGCCAGCUACCCCAAUUCUUGGCGACACAUACGAACCGGUAAGCGAGCCAAACCGACGUCAGAAUGUCGCUUCGAUCGCGUACAAUGCAGUACUGAAAGCUGUGAUCGUCGUGGCAAUUGUGAUUCUCUUGGGUGUGAAAGUUGGCGCCUUCAAUGUUGGCGAUAAAGAUGUCCAGGAUGCUUGGACGGAAGUGUCAUCGCAAGUCCUGAACGGAGUCUUCACGUGGAUGGCAAUUACGGAUCAGCCUUCCUAUGUCUAUCGGCUGGUCAUGACGUCACGCGUGCUGGAUGCAAGUCGUACGGAGUCGAACAUCCAAGCAGCUCGCUAUUUGAGCAAACAUUUCCCAGAAACUUUUCAACUCAACUUCGGACAUCUGGAAGAUCAGUGCGGAUCUGUGAACUCGUCGCUAGAAACUGAGAAGGUUGUGUGCAUUGGCAACAUUUUUUUUCUCCACCAGGAUGCCAAAUAUCUGCAAACGGCAUACAUCUUCCUGAACUGUGGAUGUUUUCUCCAGUAUGUCAUGUCUGGAUAUAUGUGGGGCUAUGAUGAGUCUUCGCGUCCUGGAUUUGUGCUGCCUGCUCUGAUUCCGCCAAUUGUGCUGUGUAACGUUGUUGGUCAAUAUCGUUUGUACAAGCUUAACAAGAAGAUCAAGAACCCGCAAAACCUCACUCUUGGGUGUGCUCCAUAUCCUGAAAAUUUGUCAAGCACGCGCAACUCACUGGUGUCACCUCGGCCCUCGCUUGCGAUGACUGGUUCGAGCUGA
Molecule: messenger RNA, 777 nt
Organism: Phytophthora nicotianae INRA-310
Lineage: Eukaryota; Oomycota; Peronosporomycetes; Peronosporales; Peronosporaceae
Exons: 1
Coding region: 1-777 (258 amino acids)
Source: RefSeq, a predicted model, not a curated record